Dibothriocephalus latus is the source of this 414-nucleotide messenger RNA. The record is from the annotation of a GenBank genome assembly. NCBI's taxonomy places the organism in Eukaryota, Metazoa, Platyhelminthes, Cestoda, Diphyllobothriidea, Diphyllobothriidae.
AUGUUCAGGGUCGCUACAUCGUUUUUAGACUAUAUAUACACAGGUCAGCUAGAAAUUAACGAGGACAAUGCUGCUGGCCUGCUUAUGCUAUCGCGCAACUUGAAAUUCCUCAAAUCGAGGAGUGUUCAGCGAGUGUUAUGGCCGCCAGACACUGUCCUUUCCCUGCUACAGGCAGAUGACCUUCAAGUAAAAAUCGAGGAGCGCGUGUUGGAGGCCAUUGGACGGUGGAUUAGUCCACUCAGCGAAACUGAUGACGCACGGAUUGUGCAUGCCGAGACUAUGAUGAAAGAAGUACGGUGGAACCAAGUUGACGCUGACUUCAGAUAGCUCUACCAAUUCGAUACUGAUACAAAAAUGCUGCAGAAACUACCAGAAGGCACCGGUGGAUGUGACGCAGUGUUUGCGGUCAUUGAG